AUGGAGCCUGUCAUAAGCAACUUAAAGCCGCGGCAAGCGACUCAGGCGUCGCCGAGAAACUAGUUGACGCGAGCGGCUUCCCGUGGUUUCGCGCACGCGCUGAUACUCUAAACAUCAAAACUGGAAAGAUGGCACGUCGCCGCCGAGCAGGCGCGUGCUCUGCUCUUCAAGCCCCUCUCGGCGCGGGGGGCGGACGACAGCGCCACUCGAGACGACUCAAACAAGUAUAGCAAGUACAGCAAACCCAAGAAUGCAUUCAGAAUCAAGCUAUGGCACGGGCUUACAGCCGGGCCGAGUCUUUUCAGCAAGUGUUUCGGGCUUUGCAUGCCGACAGCUUACAUGAGCGUGGCGAGCCGCGAGCAGGAGCUGGUGGAGGGGUCGUCAAAGGGAAAGAGGCGGCCCAAAAGCAACUGGCGCGAGAUCUCCCUGGUGCAGCAGUACACACUCGUGAAGCAGAUCGGCAAGGGCGGCUUCAGUGAAAUUUGGCUGGGCGAGCACAAGGAGAGCGGGCAGCAGGUGGCUGUGAAGGUGGUGGAUCUGGGUAUGGAGGACCUGGAGGAGAGCGAGAUUGCAAACCUGAUUGCGGAGGCCAAGUUCCUUCGGACCAUGGACUGCCCCUUCCUGGUCAAGUGUCUGGACAUGACGCAUGACGAGCAGUGGCUGGUGCUGGUUCUGGAAUACCUGGCGGGCGGCGAGAUGCUGGCGCACCUGCACAAGGUGAAGAAGUAUACGGAGGUGGAUGCCGCCAAGCUCUUCGCGCAGGUGGUGUCGGCCAUCUCUUACCUGCACAACCUCAACUUGAUGCACCGCGACAUCAAGCCCGAGAACGUCAUGUUCACACAUCCGGUGGAGGCGUUUGAGGCUGAGGGCAAGCCGCUGCGAGUGAAGGUCAUUGACAUGGGCAUGUCUGCGCUCUAUUCCCCGAGUAAGGAGGUGCGGGGCUGCAUCGGCACGUGCGGCUUCGUUGCCCCAGAGAUUUGGAACGAUGCGCCUCACAUGCUCUCCGGCGACGUGUACGCGCUGGGGGUGAUGCUGUUCAUCAUGCUGACGGGCCGCACGCCGCACUCGGGUCUGGAUAUCCGGACUAUGGCGUACUGCAGCAAGCGCAUCGACGAGGCGGCGGGUCUGCGCGACGAACGGUACCUGAACCUGUCGGCUGACGCCAAGGAUCUGUUGCUGAAGAUGUUGGCGGAUGACCCCAAGGCCCGGCCCACGUGUCUGGAGGUGUUGAAGCACCCGUUCAUGACGGCCGACGAGUCCAAUGCGGCAGCGCACCGCGAAAUGGGCGACUUGGUCCGCAAUCGCAUGCGAGACCUGGCGCGGAUCCGGCGCAUGCACGGCCUGCAGUUCGCGCUGCGAAUGGCAAAGAAGCAGGGUGCCGACAAGCAGGCACUGCUCAAUGCGCUGGAGCAGCGCCGGCUGAAGCUCGCAGCAAACGGUGCCGGCUUCUUCGGCCGUGCAUCGCAGCAGUCUCUCUCGGGUGCCACGGGGUCGCCACCAUUUGCGCGGACUUCGGCAGGGCCGCAAGUGCCGGCGUUCGGUCGGGCAUCAGCAGGGCCGGCAGGCCCGUCGCACCCAGGCGGUUGCGUGCCGUCCUUUGCGCGCGCCUCAGCGGGGCCGGGGGUGCCGUCGUACACUCGCGGCUCAGGCGGCUCGCCAGUGCCUCCGUCUUACGGCCGCGCUUCAGUGGGGCCCGGGGCGCCACCGCCGCCGUACCCGCUCGUUCUUGGGGCGGGUGGCUCACCCUUCAGGACCGCACCCGGCGGAGUAGGGCCCCCGCCUGCGCGGACGUCAGCAACGCCGGGGGCGUCGCCGUUCGCUCGCAGCUCGCUGGCACAGAGCUUUGCCAUAGAGCUGCCUCAGGCGCUGGCCAUGCAAGCGGUCGGCUGGAGGCCCAGCGGCCACGCCAGCGGAGGCGGCGCGCUCACAGAUGGCAGCCGCAGCGGAGGCGGCGCCAGCGGCAGCAGCCCAAGCUGGGGCGGAGCCAACGGCAGCAGCCCAAGCGGGGGCGGAGCCAACGGCAGCAGCCCAAGCGGGGGCAGCCCAAGCGGGGGCGGUGCCAACGACUUUGACGUAAGGUUUACGGACUCUCCCUGGCCCACCGCACAGCAGGGCACGGUGCUGGUGUUGCCCAUGUCGUCUCGGCCGCCGCCGCCGCCGCCACCAGCCGCGAGCAGCUUAGGGCAGCGGCCGGGCCUGCCGCAUGCCGUGCGCAGCGCGGGGCAUCUGUCGCUUAGCUACUCACAGCUUGCCCAGGCUGCGCAGGGGGCCGUGGGGCCGGCUGCGGUGCUGGGCCCCCUCGAUAGCGCCUUCGAGAGGGGGUUUGGGCGGCCGUCCAUGCCGCCCAUCCCGGAGCCGGAUCUUCCCGGGGUGAUGGUCAUGUCGCGAUCUCCUUCCGGAACAGCAGGGGCCUUCAGCAAGGGCAGCGAGGGCGCGGUGGCGGGCGGCGGGCUGGGCAUGCACGGCCGCAACGUGGGGCCGGCAGCUCAGCCUUCUGACAUGCUCGGAGAAGCACGGCCAGCCCUGCCGCCGUGGCCGCCGACGUCGCCUCCGCCCUGCUUUGCCGCCGCGGAGCCGGACGCCAGCGUGCAAGUUGUAGCAAGUGUGGCGGUCUCGGCGGCUUGCGGGCUCCCUCAGCAGGGCAACAGCCGCAUCAUCGAGGCGGGUCUACCUUCGUUGCGUGAGCAUGACGAUUCACCCAGGGAAGCAGAUUGCCAUCACCACCAUCACCACCUCCACCACCACCGGCACCACAUGUCGGUAGACCCCUUGGCCCUCAUGAAUGCGCUGCCGUCAGCGCUGCAGCGGAGCACCACCAUGCCGGCGGCGGAUGACUCGUGGGUGCCAGCCAUGCCAAGCGUGGAGUUGGAGCCCGCCGCACUGCGCCGCUGUAUGAGCGUGAAUGGAUUGAUGAUGGACAUGAUGCAGCAUGCGGACGCCAUGGAGCAGGUUCUUGCAGAUUCAUUGGCGCCAUAUGGUGCCUUCGACGUUGUGCCGCCCUACGUGGCCGAGGCUUGCGAGGGAUGAUGCUGCGGCGUGCGCGGUGUGCAUGCCAGUUAUUCAUGGCUAUCGAGCGAAGUUCCACAGCUGCAAGGUGCCACCAGGUUUUGUGCGCUGGCCCAGUGGGGCCAGCACUGGCACCUCGUUGCACUGGCGGAAACGAAUGACGAGAAAAUUCAUGAAGGAGUCAAUGCGCUUGGAAAUGCGCGGGACUCGUGAGGGUGAUGCAGCUAUACUUACAGGUGCGGGCGCAAGGUGCGGUGUUCUGUGCGUGGAGGCGGCGGCGUGUCUGACGAGGAACAGGUGCAAGCACAAAGAAGUUGCCCGCUGGCAACGGAGCUGCUCGGUCUGGCAACGUACACUUCACCGCAUUUAUAACAGCAUUGCUUGGGCCUGGCUAGGUUCUGCGCACAACUAAUGGGCCGCAGGGAUGACUAUAACUUGAUAUGUGUCAUUUC
This is a messenger RNA of Chlamydomonas reinhardtii, 3458 nucleotides long. RefSeq lists its product as uncharacterized. Gene Ontology annotation, biological process: protein phosphorylation. The record is from RefSeq and is a predicted model, not a curated record. The transcript is spliced from 13 exons. The coding region runs from base 340 to 3027 and encodes 895 amino acids. NCBI's taxonomy places the organism in Eukaryota, Viridiplantae, Chlorophyta, Chlorophyceae, Chlamydomonadales, Chlamydomonadaceae. Gene Ontology annotation, molecular function: protein kinase activity; ATP binding.